Bombus impatiens (common eastern bumble bee) is the source of this 1103-nucleotide messenger RNA. RefSeq names its product mediator of RNA polymerase II transcription subunit 20 (gene MED20). Lineage: Eukaryota; Metazoa; Arthropoda; Insecta; Hymenoptera; Apidae. The transcript has 4 exons. Gene Ontology annotation, molecular function: transcription coactivator activity. Gene Ontology annotation, cellular component: mediator complex. The coding region runs from base 470 to 964 and encodes 164 amino acids. Gene Ontology annotation, biological process: regulation of transcription by RNA polymerase II. The record is from RefSeq and is a predicted model, not a curated record.
CGAUCGAACCUGACACGAAUUAUCUUCAGCGGUGUAUAAUUCGACGAUGUUUUUAAACGAAUGUCAGACGCCUUUUGUGUAAAGUAAUAUUUUAUCGACGUUAAUCUUCGCUUUUCCAAUCAAAAUAGAGGAAUCAAGGGAGAAGACGAGUCGUCGACAGGAUGCUGGAAAUUCCUACGGCUCGAUCGAACCGGAAAUCGCGGCCUUUGAGCGCUCGCGUUCGCGCGCUGUCGCGAGCUUAUCGCGCGACGAGCAAUAGCAGCCGGUCGCGAACGCGCUGUGCAAAGAAUAAAUAGCUUGCACGCGAAACGUCACUUUUAUGGGCCGGAGCUUUUAGUCCCCGCUGUAAAAACGUCGCAGUCCAUUAGUACUCGCGACGAUACGAACGUCACCGCGGCUCGCUGCGCAUGCAAAAAUUCACCGGCCGCUUAAUAACAUUUUCUCGUUCGAACGUCUCGACGGAUAGGCCAUGACCAUGUACCGGGUGUUGGGAAUACUUUUUCGUGCUCAACGAACUCUCCACGUCCUCCACAACUCGGAGCAGCCAGCGUCAGCCUUCGCGAUUCUAGAAUCGGGGAACAAAGUGGUGCCACUGAUAGCGGAUGGUUUGUUCGAUCUCUUAAUGUACAAGAUGUCGAGCGUCUACACGAACAAAAUGCAAAAGAUGGAAUCGAAGGGACCGCGAUUCGAGAUCGGCGAUUUCUGCGUGAAACUCGGCAGCGUGACGAUUAAUCAGAACUUCAAAGGCGUUCUGGUCGAGGUGGAAUAUAGACCCUGCGUGGUUCCCGGAAGUGCAUGGGAAUUGAUGCGUGAAUUUUUACAAGGAUUCCUCGGAUCUACCGUGUCCAAUCAAGCACCGCAGUAUUUGCAGAACCGAAUGAACGAUAUUUAUCAACCAUUGGAUACGAUACAACAGUAUCUGGAACAUUUCGGUCAGUAUAGAAAAGCCACUGGUGUAAUUUAAGGAAAUUUUAAAUUUAUCGUUCUUCGUAUCGAGAUAAUCCGUAUCAAGAACUCGUCGAUAAUUUUAAUGGUAUCGUUUGGUAAUUUUAUGCUACCAAAUCUUACUGGUAAUCUACUUCUGUAACAAUAAAUUUCACUUA